Messenger RNA from Hylaeus volcanicus, 3262 nucleotides. RefSeq lists its product as uncharacterized. The record is from RefSeq and is a predicted model, not a curated record. The coding region runs from base 81 to 3149 and encodes 1022 amino acids. The transcript is spliced from 9 exons. NCBI's taxonomy places the organism in Eukaryota, Metazoa, Arthropoda, Insecta, Hymenoptera, Colletidae.
CUGAAAGAUUGUUUAGGUUUCAUAAGACGUUUAAAAAAAAACAUGAAAUUUUCUUUUAUAUAACUAUUUCUAAAGCUUUAAUGUCAACAUUAUUGUCAAACCCCAGUUCGUCCAUGGCUGAAAGGAAUGUCACAGAAGAAGACAAACGAUUUUUACGAGAACAACUGUUGAAGCCGAGAAAAUUUUCUUGUCAUGAUUCUCCAAAUGAUUUCUUACACCAAGCUAUCAGGCGAUUGAAACAUGCACCCCACCGCAUUUUGUUAAAACUUGAUGAGAACAAAGCAGUUAUCUUUUUUGUACCAACACAAAUUAAUGAAAUUUUAUACAAUAUAUUCCUCUGCUUUGCCAAUCAAUCUUCUAUAACUCUUUCAGAGAAUGAAUUUAAAAAAAUGAUUUUUCAAUGUGGUAUUAUUAAAAUAAAAAAAUAUCCCGAAAAAUUACAAACUGUAAAAAGUUCUACUACUAAAAAUCCUCCUAUGCGGCAAGACAAAAUAACGCAUUGUAUAUUUCGCCAUUGUGAUAAUCCAAACGGAAAACCUAUAGGAUACGAACAUUUUCUUCGAGUCCUCUUUCGCCUUUCGCGUUACCUGUUUAGACGUUAUAGGCUUCGUGAUGAAGAAAUGAUUAAUGCAGUUGUACUAGCCUUGGUCAGAUCCCCAGUCAUUAAAAAAAUGUUAAAAAAUAAACAAACGAAUGCAACAAGGAUUCAGCUAGUUUCCGCGUCGACAAUGACUAACGAAAAAGGCAUGACAACAGAUUUUUCAACACGUUCGAAUCAUCCACAGGUACCAGAAAAAGCAUUCCUUACACUUUCAAAAACAUCCAAUCAAACAAGUCAUAUGAAACAGACAUUAAACAAUGAAAGUUUUGAUAAAAACGUGGAUUCCUUACAUGAAAAGAAAAUCGUUUCAACUAUUGAAAAAGUACCCAUUUUAAAGAAGAACGUUACUUUAAAAAAAGAACUUAUUUUAAAAAAGGACUUUAUUUUGAAAAAGGAUCUUGUUUUGAAAAAAGAACUUAUUUCAAAAGUAGAUCCUAUUUCAAAAAUAGAUCCUAUUUCAAAAGUAGAUCCUAUUUCAGAAAAUGGUCUAAUUCCGAAAAAAAAUCGUAUUUUGAAAAAAGAUCCUACAAAAGAAAAUGAUUUGAUUCUAAAAAAGAAUCUCUUUUUAAAAAAAGAAUUCACACUAAAAAAAGAUCACAUAUUGCAAAAGAAUUUUACUUUAAAAAAACAAUCUGGAAACGAAUGUACCCCCAAACUAUCUACUUUAAACGUAGAACCCAACCAAACGUCUCCAAUUCCAAGCAUAGACUCUUUUAAUUCUAACCCGACUUUACCGAUAAUUUUAAAAAAAAACAUCACUUCUACCACGCCUUCAAAAUACAUGAAGAUUCCACAAACUACUGUUGACAUGGUCAAGAAUUCUAAUGUUCCCCCUCCGACCAUGUUACCACUAACAAAACAAGCUGAUCACUUGAUUCAAAAAAAUUUGAAUGGUCAACAGCAAGAAACCCCUAGAAAUACUUGGUUUUCUAAAAAUACAAACCAAACCUCUACUGUUCUCAUAAACCAUAGAGUUACAACUCCAAAAGAAAAAGAAACCGAUUUAAAAUAUUCAAAUAUAAUGUUUAGAGACACCAUUCAUUCACCACGAGCAGAAACUACCAGUAACAGUGUUUCUAUCGCAAGCGUGUAUGAAGAUGAUGUCUGGUUCGAUAAAAAAAUGUACGAAAUUUUUCGACUGUACGCUGACAAUAAACGAGGCGAAAUUCCUUUAAUGACCCAUCAUGGUUUUCAAGGAACCUUACUUGAUAGUGGAUUAGCUGAAAGUUUUUACUUUGAAGAAUUGUUUUCUUUAUAUCACGAUGUGUGUGAGGAACAAAUGCUUGAUCCAGAAGAAGGCAUAACUUAUCUUGAUUUCCAAACAAUAUUUAAAGAGGUUGGCGUCGAUUUUGUUGGGUACACUGGUAGAGACCAACACAAAAAAAAAUUAAUAUACUACUGGAUAAUUAGAAAUUAUUUCAUUCCCUUACUUGAACACUAUUGUAAAACAUCUCAUGAAACUGAAAAAUUUCCUUUCCACGUCAUGGAUCAUCAACAUCGCAUAUUACAAAACGAUAACAUCACACCAGUCCUCGAUAUUUUAAUACAAGAAGAUGGAACGGUUCUUGAUAAGGAUGGACGCCAGUUGCCAGGCCCAAUUUAUUCCUUAGACGACCGCUUAUUUGAAUCACCCUUCAGAUCAAAUUUUCAUAAUACAAAGACUCCUCUCCGUCAAAAAAGUUUAUCCUGUUACCAGAACCCUAUUAUAUCGUACACUGAGAACAAUGAAGCCCAGUUUUCCCCUACUGUUACCUUUAAACCGUUCAGUGACAUGAAAAUACUAGAACAAAAUAUAAAAGAUGCUGACAAUACAUUAACUCAUCUUCACGAAUACAAUAUGAAACCUAGAAACGUUAAUCAAGAAACUUUAGAAAUUAAUUUGCAAAACCAAAAAAACGGAACUCAACAACAUCCUGAGGACUUAAACGUUACACAAAAUGUCUACACUACGACACAAGACUGUUCACCUGAAGAGAGAAGUCAAUGUUUUGUCCCACAAACAUCCGUGAAUUUGGUGCCUUUUAAUCAAGGAAAUUCUCUUGAUGUUCCCAAUAGCAAUAGACAGAACUUUUCUAACAAAAGCAUUGAAGGCCAAAAUCUGUAUUAUACUCCAACACCGUAUGUCAUUACGCAAAAAGGUGAAGUAAAAAACACAGAAAAUGGAGAUAUUCUACAUGGUUUCACUGCUGGACACAAUAAUACUAUUUUGGGACCAGAUGAUCGUCCAGUGUGGAAUGCUUGUAUAACACCCACAGGACACGUUGAAUUGCUAACCACUGUUAGCUAUAUCAAAUCUUCUGCAUAUCUAGACGACUUCCCAGCGAAUUGGUCCUCUGACAACGACAAUGAAUCUGCCUAUAGUCGGAGCAGCGAUGAUAUGCACAAUUGCCACGUUUCGCGAAACUUUGAUUGUGGAAAAAGAUUUCGAAUGCCACUACCCAAGUCUUUAAAAAAAAAGAUGUUUUCAAACAGCUCUAACAAUAGUUCUAUACCUGAUUAUAUUAAGUCUGAGUACUCACAAUUCGUACAGUCGCCCCAUUUCGGGUAGCCUUUUCAAUAAUACCUCUUGUUCCCAAAACUUAUUAAUUAUUUUUUUAAAUUAUAUAUCAGUUACAGUCAAAUAGAAAAUUAAAAAAUUACUUAAUACUUUAAGCAUCAAAA